Molecule: messenger RNA, 843 nt
Organism: Guillardia theta CCMP2712
Lineage: Eukaryota; Cryptophyceae; Pyrenomonadales; Geminigeraceae
Exons: 2
Coding region: 1-843 (280 amino acids)
Source: RefSeq, a predicted model, not a curated record
AUGCAGGAGCAAAUUAACAACAUUGAAACAACUCUAGGAACAACCACAGAUGGUGGCACAGUAAAUGACAGCAGCCUCAUCGGUAGAAUUGAAGGGAUCGAGACAACAGUCCAAGACAACACACAGAAACACGAGGCCAACACAACAAGCAUCAACAAUAUCAAUCAGGUCCUCUCAGCAUUUGAGAAUUUCGCGGAUGGCAACUAUGAACAGGCAGCACUAGAUCUGACAAACUUCUUUACAACGGUAGAUAACAAUUCACAGCAGAUCGCACAGCACGUCACAGAUAUAGCAGGACUAAAAGCCAGCGAUAACCAAUUCACUCUGACAAUACAAGGCCUAGCAGAUCAAGUAACAGGCCAUCAAACAGACAUAUCGGGAAUUCUUGAUACAAACGCUAGCCAAGACCAACGCUUUACAGAUGUAGCAGCGGACCUCCUAGAUCUACAAGGCCAGAUAGACUUUAUCAAUAACAGCACAGCAGUGCUCUUUGUAGGGCAAGUUCUUUAUGAGAUUUUAAAAUGGAAAUUUGGAGCAGCUAUCAAUGAUUUCACUAAGAGAGUAUGGGAUCGCAUAAAUGGCAAAUACAAAGGAGAAGGUGAAUAUGAUCCAGUGGCCGAGGGCGAUACUUAUAAUACAUUCACAGGUGAUAGCAUCCAAGCCAUCCUAGAUGAGCUCAAUGAUAUGGCCUCUGUGUAUAGAUACAAUAGCUUAAACAACGCUGCGGGCAUCAAUGCUGACCCUAUCUCAACGAGAUGUCCAUUUUGGUUCAUUCAGCACCGCCACAGACAUAUUUACAACAACCAAGAGCCUAAGCAAUUAUAUGGUUUUGAAGGGAGUUAA